AUGAGUAUUGCACGGCGUUAUCACACAGCAACUGUAUUAGCAAAUGGAAUGGUUUUAGUUAUUGGUGGAGCUUCUGAUCACGAUUUAGAGAUUGUCACAGAACUGUAUGAUCUAGCCACAGGAGUGUGGAUGAAUACUGGCAACAUGAGUGGUCAACGAUCCAAUCACAAAGCUUCUGUAUUAACAGAUGGAAAAGUACUAAUUACUGGUGGAAAACAUUAUGGAAAUGAUUUAGCGAGUGCAGAAUUAUACGAUCCAUCUACAGGUUUGUGGACAAAUGCUGGAAACAUGAGUACGGCACGAUGGCAAAACACUGCAUCUACAUUAGCGAAUGGGACAGUUCUAAUCGCUGGUGGGAAAGAUAGAGAACCUCUUCUAACUAGUGAACUAUACGAUCCAUCAACAGGAUUAUGGACAAAGACUGGCAACAUGGCGGAUGCACGAUAUCGACACACUGCGUCUGUAUUAACAAAUGGAAAAGUAUUAGUUGCUGGUGGAAUUGAUAUUCGUCCCCUUUCUAGUGCAGAAUUAUACGAUCCAUCAACAGGGUUAUGGACAAAGACUGAGAGCAUGAAAGAUGCACGAAUGUGGCACACUGCAUCUGUAUUAGCUAAUGGAAUGGUGUUAGUUACUGGUGGAAAUAGUCUCGAUGGUACAUUAUGUAGUGCAGAAUUAUACGAUCCAUCAACUGAAUCAUGGGUAAAUACUGGCAACAUGAGUGAUAAACGUAUUUUUCACACUGCAUCUGUAUUAAAGAAUGGGAAAGUGUUAGUUGUUGGCGGAGCUGAUCCUCGUUCUCUUUCUACUGCUGAAUUAUACGAUCCAUUAACAGGAUUAUGGACCAAAACCAUAAAAUCACUUGAUCAAUUAUCAAAAGAUAAAGAAAAAAUUGAUGGCAAGUGGUUUGGAUUUUGUUCAAUGCAAGGAUAUCGCCCAUCAAUGGAAAAUUUUCAUCAACAUUUAAAACAUUUAGAUGAUCAUUAUUUAGAAUUUCGCCGUGCAAUUAAAAAUGCUUUUAUUAAACUUGAUAAAAAUUUAAGAAAAAAUGAUUAUGAUAAUUGGGGUUCUGUAUGUAUUGCUUGUUUAAUUGGUCCAAAACAAAUCUAUUUAAUAAAUGUCGGUGAUGCUCAAGCUAUAAUUAUUUCAGACAAUGGAGAAAUAUUAGCAUCUGCUCAUGACCAUACGCUAGAUGAUCCAAAUGAAGAAGAACGUAUUCAAGAAGCAGGUGGUAAAAUAACACGAAAAUCACCAAAAGAUAUUUUACGUGUUGAACAACGUCUUGCAAUGAGAAGAGUUUUAGAAGAUUUUACUAUUGAUAAAAAUAUAGUAUCACCUAUUCCUGAUAUAAUUAUUUAUUCUCGAAAACCAUCUGCAGCAUUUAUUAUUCUUGCAUCAGAUGGUAUUUGGCAUGUUAUGUCGAAUGAACAAGCUGCUUCAUUUGUAAUUCAACGAAUAUCGACAACAGACUUACAUGAGAUGGCAUCACAAUUGUUAGAUCAUUGUUUAGAAAAACGAAGUCGUGAUAAUAUGAGUGUAUAUAUCAUUCAAGUUUAA
Molecule: messenger RNA, 1554 nt
Organism: Rotaria sp. Silwood1
Lineage: Eukaryota; Metazoa; Rotifera; Eurotatoria; Philodinida; Philodinidae
Source: the annotation of a GenBank genome assembly